Peronospora belbahrii is the source of this 327-nucleotide messenger RNA. The record is from the annotation of a GenBank genome assembly. NCBI's taxonomy places the organism in Eukaryota, Oomycota, Peronosporomycetes, Peronosporales, Peronosporaceae.
AUGAGUGUAAAUUACGGUUCAUACCAAGGUCAGUGCGUUAUUUGCGGUGGCCCAGGAAUCUCGGACGCUUCUUACUGUCGGGAAUGUACGCAGCUGGAAAAAGAUCGUGAUGGUUGCCCCAAGAUUGUCAACCUCGGAAGCUCCAAGAUGGAUCUUUUUUACGAACGCAAGAACUUUGGCAAGCUCUUCUUUCUCCAAAAUUCAUUAGUUGACGAGCGAAUUGCCAAAAAUCAUGAAGGCGACAAACACGUGUUAAGAUCUGCGCGGUGGAUGUUUUUGAGGAACUCUAAAAAAACGCUCGGCCUUGUGGUCCAGAGAGAAGGGUAA